AUGCGCAACACGACUGGCCCCACUAUGUUUCUGACCGGUCCUCCAGAAUGGCAACAUGCCAUUCGACGCAGGCGGCGCUAUCCAGUACCUUCCUCGAAAGCGCGGACCAAGGGUCGCUUUCUCGUGGUCGCCUUCAUCUUGAUCUCGGUGCUCGUGGUGUUCUUCGCAUCUAGCGUCUUCCUCAUCAGCCUCGGCGACUUAGCCAACAGCAACCUGGACGACAGCGUGAACGUCGUUGUCUGCCGAAGCCCCGACUGUCGUGCGGAAGAGGAGGCCCUCUCUCAGGACGUGGACGAGGCUAAGCCGGCUUGCGACGACUUCUACGCGCACGUGUGCAGCCGCUGGACUCGCCGAAACCUGCCCACGCGCCACCAGGCGGAAAACGCCCGGGCGGACACCGUACGCGCCCGAUACGUGUCGCACCUGUACGAAACCUACAGAGCAAUGGCCAUCGACAGUGCCCUGCAGACUGCCGAAGAGAAAGCAGCCGCCAUGCUCACUGGCUGCAUGGACAGAGACUCGAUCGAGGAGCUGGGAGCGGCGCCACUCAAAGCGCUGCUGUCCAAGUUGGGCCUCUCCUUUCCGCCCAGUGCUGACGAAGCCCGCCGCCUGGAUCUGUCUCGCCUGGCGGCUAUGUCGUUACGGACGCUCGGUGUGCAGUCCUUCCUCUCAGCACAGAUGAGACCCGACGUGCAGCUCAAGGAGCAGGCCGUGUGCGCCCUUGGCGCCCCCGACAUUUUUCUCGAGACGCCACUGCUGGAGGACAACGUGAUCCGGCUGUCUUGGUAUCAAGGUCUGAUGGCCAAGGCCUUCUUUUACCUCGUCGAAGACGAGAACUACGCCUCACGUCUAGCUGAAGACACUUUCAAUCUGGAGAACGACAUAGCUCUAGCUAAGAUAGCCGACAUACCAACAGAGGCUGAUCCACUGUUCGAACGAGUCCUCAUCAGUAACCUCGUGCAGCUUCCGCAGUGGAGCUGGACGGAAUUUCUCUCCACCCUGUUCGGCGCCAAGCAGUCUUCGCUCGGAGAGGACGUGUACGUUCUUGUCAGAUCCGUGGACUUCUUUCGCCACCUCGUGCCCGUAUUUGGAAACAGCUCGAGGGCAAGUCUGGCCACCCUGGUAGCUUGGCGGGUCCUCGUCGCCGUGUCCCCGCUGCUACCCAGACCCCUAGACGAGCUGUCCCGGCUACAUGCCCAGGGUGACCCCCUGCAUGCCUGCUACGCGUUGCUGGAACCAGCCCUCGGAGCGACCUUCGCCAACACACUUAUGCGCAGCCAGCCUACGGUAGACGUUCACAAGGUGAAGACACUAUUGCACCAAAUCCAGGCCAGCAUCGUCGAAAUUCUUCAAAAUUCACCCGCCAUCAGCAAGGAAAUGAACACUAUCGUUGCAGAGAAGGUGCGUGACCAUAUGAGACAAAUGCGCGACAUGAAGUGGCAUAUUUUUCCGCGACACAUGGAGGGUGUCAAAGACAUGGAUAGCAUUUUCGAAAAGGCUCGCGACAUCAGUUCGUCGCGCGUGCUGGACGGCUUCUUCACGCUGUCAUCCUUAGCUAUGGAGAGCCGCUGGUUGCCGUCAUCGCCUUUUUUACAAAACUGGGCCUUUCUGGACGUGUCUCCCUUUUACGACGUCUUUCACAAUACCUUAGUAAUUCCCUUCACAUCUGUACAGAAGCCAUUUCUGUAUGAUAAGCUAUUUCCGUAA
Molecule: messenger RNA, 1707 nt
Organism: Rhipicephalus sanguineus (brown dog tick)
Lineage: Eukaryota; Metazoa; Arthropoda; Arachnida; Ixodida; Ixodidae
Product: neprilysin-1
Exons: 15
Coding region: 1-1707 (568 amino acids)
Biological process (GO): protein processing
Cellular component (GO): plasma membrane
Molecular function (GO): metalloendopeptidase activity
Source: RefSeq, a predicted model, not a curated record